UGUCAUUACCUGUGUGUCCACCAGAGGGCAGUGCUGAGCAGCUGUAAACCUUUCUUGGGCUCUUUGCUUCCUGUUCGCACUUUGCAUUCUGGAAGUGUUGCCUUCGGGAUACGAGGUGACAGCGGCUGCAGACAUGGCGGAGGUGCAGACUCAGGACGGCCACAUCAGUGUUUCUGGCCAAAAGUUAUUCUACCGUGAGGCAGUCCCAGCGCAGACCUCGUCCAAGCCGCCCGUCCUCCUGCUCCACGGCAUCCGCUUCUCCUCCCAGACCUGGCUGGACCUCGGGACCCUCCACAAGCUAGCGGCCGCAGGACAUCGCGCUGUCGCUAUUGAUCUGCCCGGACUGGGAUGUUCGGCAGAUGCGAAGGCCCCCAGCUCAAUAGGGGAACCAGCCCCUCCGGGCUUCAUACAAGAAGUCCUGGAAUCCCUAAAGAUGGUCCCAGCCGCCAUUAUCAGCCCCUCCCUCAGCGGCAUGUACUCGCUUCCCUUCGUCCUGAGCAACCCGCAGAAUGUGGCUGCGUAUGUGCCGGUCGCCCCCAUCUGCACAGACAAGUUCUCCGCACAGGCUUACAGCCGCGUCCAGUUUCCCGCCCUGAUAGUUUACGGUGACGGCGAUGAACAGUUAGGAGAAGUCUCGCUGGGAAACCUGAAGAACCUGCCCAACAGCCAAGUGUUCUGCAUGAAGGGGGCGGGGCACGCCUGUUACCUGGACGACCCCGAUUCCUGGCACCUCCGCCUCCUGGAGUUCCUCGGCAGCCUGAAAUAAGAAGAAUCGACUAUUCCUCCUCCCUAUCACCCCCCCCCCCCCCCCGUUUUAUAUAGAGCCGCUGAUCAGACCGAUCGCCGAUCCUGCGGCACCGAUCGCUACAAGCGCCGAGUGAAAUAAAGAGAUUGACACAAUCC
This is a messenger RNA of Bufo bufo (common toad), 903 nucleotides long. RefSeq names its product protein ABHD14B-like. The transcript has 4 exons. Bases 134 to 766 code for a protein of 210 amino acids. The record is from RefSeq and is a predicted model, not a curated record. Gene Ontology annotation, cellular component: cytoplasm. NCBI's taxonomy places the organism in Eukaryota, Metazoa, Chordata, Amphibia, Anura, Bufonidae.